AGGUGGUGCAAUUUCGUACGGAAAAGUAAAACGCAAAAAUGGUUGUCAUCGCCAAAUCGUCGGCUAAGAAGGGCGAAAAGUCCAUCCUUCCCCUGGUUCACCCAGUUCCGGAUGCGAACGCUACACCAACCGCCCCGGCCGAAGAUGGCCACAACUCAACCGCUUCGAACAUCAUUCUCCUGCGCCGUGGCCGUCAGCUAAAGCCGGCAACGGCAGCCAUCCUGUUGCUGGUGGCAUUGCUCGGCUUUUCCAUCGGCACGAUCGGCGGUCUGUUCUACUAUCGCCAGUACGCGCAAGCCCGCAAUCAUAUGCGCUACCACGGUUUCUGCAAGAUCCCGUACGAUGCAAGCAAUUUCGAAUCACUGUACCGCUCGAUGAAUUCCGACCGUGACAUGGAAAUUCUGCGCCAGUUCAACAUGUUCCAGAUGCCGAAGGCGCUCAACCAGGAACAGGCGGCCAACUCCGAUGAUUCGCAGACGAACGAAAAUGAUAGCAAUGGCAACGACAACAGUGAUGAUUUCUUCCGCGAAGAGUUCGAGCUGGGACUGUCGGACGAGGAGAAUUACUCGAAGAUCGAUGUGCCGGUGUUCCGUGGCCAGCGUCCGGCUCGUUUCCUGCACGACUUCACCUUCAACCAGUCUGGUAUCAUCGACAGUGCGGCCCGACGUUGCUUCAUCAUGCCGCUCGAUCGUGAAACGGUCCUGCCACCGCAGUCGUUGCGUGAUCUAGUGACGAAGAUGCAGCUUGGCUACUACAACAUUGAUACGAGCGUGCUGAAGAAGACGAUGCGUGUCGUGCUGCCGGAGCUGACCGAUUUCACCGAUGUUUCGCCCCGCGUCACGAAGGAGUGCGUCGACAUGAAGAUCUACCAGCUGGAGAAGAUUGUCAGUGGAGUUUACAAGCGUUCCACGGAUAUUCAGGAGCGUGCCAAGUUUGCCGAAUUUGGUGGAAACCACAUCUCGCUCAUCGAUAUCGCCAACCUCGAAGAGCUGAACGAAUAGAA
Molecule: messenger RNA, 1003 nt
Organism: Anopheles maculipalpis
Lineage: Eukaryota; Metazoa; Arthropoda; Insecta; Diptera; Culicidae
Product: integral membrane protein 2A
Exons: 3
Coding region: 39-1001 (320 amino acids)
Biological process (GO): negative regulation of amyloid precursor protein biosynthetic process
Cellular component (GO): extracellular exosome; Golgi apparatus; plasma membrane
Molecular function (GO): amyloid-beta binding
Source: RefSeq, a predicted model, not a curated record